UGCUUAGCUAGCUUAAUUAACAUUAAUAGGAAUAAUUGGAUUAAUAUUAUAAAGAAUGAUGGGUUUAUUUGAUCAUUUAGCUAAUUUUGUAGGAUUGCGUAAGAAACAAGUGAAUGUUUUAGUAGUAGGUCUUAACAAUAGUGGUAAAUCAACAGUGAUAAAUCAUUUUAAGAAUCAGAAUGAGCGUUGUACAGAUAUAAUUCCCACUAUUGGAUUUAGUGUCGAAAAAUUUGCAUUCAAAAAUAUCGGCUUUACAGCAUUUGAUAUGUCUGGACAGGAUCGGUAUAGGUCGUUAUGGGAGCAUUAUUAUAAAGGCUGUCACGGUAUCAUUUUUAUUGUUGAUAGUAAUGAUAAACUACGAAUCGUUGUAGUAAAAGAAGAGUUGGAUAUGCUUUUGCAACAUCCAGAAAUUGCAGGUCAAAAACUACCAAUCCUAUUUUUAGCUAAUAAAAUUGAUCUACCAAAUUCAUUAACAACCAUAAAUCUUGUGACAUGUUUGGGUUUAGAUAAAAUACAAAAUAAACCUUGGCAUAUACAAGCUACAAAUGCUAUUACUGGUGAUGGCUUGCAAACUGCAAUUGAAUGGCUAACAGAUCAGAUACGAGAUAUACACAUCAAUAGAAGAUAGUAGUAAUGUGCAUUUAUAAGUAUUACAGAGAUAAUGAGUAUUCUAUUAAAAACAGUACCUU
Molecule: messenger RNA, 689 nt
Organism: Ceratosolen solmsi marchali
Lineage: Eukaryota; Metazoa; Arthropoda; Insecta; Hymenoptera; Agaonidae
Gene: Arl6
Product: ADP ribosylation factor-like 6
Exons: 3
Coding region: 56-628 (190 amino acids)
Molecular function (GO): GTP binding; GTPase activity
Source: RefSeq, a predicted model, not a curated record